CCCACAAAACAAAACUAAGUAACAGACGCAGAUCUGCCUUCUAGAUUAUUGUGUAGCUAUGGAGCCAUCGUCCAAGCUAGUUGCGUUGCUCGUGUUGGCCAUGGUUGCCGCCAUGGCCGUGCAGCCUUCAAGCGCCCAGAACUCGCCUCAAGACUACCUCACGCCCCACAACCAGGCCCGCGCCGCGGUCGGUGUCGGCCCGGUUACCUGGAGCACGAAGCUGCAGCAGUUCGCGGAGAGCUACGCCGCGCAGAGGGCCGGCGACUGCCGGCUGCAGCACUCCGGCGGGCCCUACGGGGAGAACAUCUUCUGGGGGUCGGCCGGCGCUAACUGGAAGGCGGCGGACGCAGUGAAGUCGUGGGUGGACGAGAAGCAGUGGUACAACUACGCCUCCAACAGCUGCGCCGCCGGCAAGGUGUGCGGCCACUACACGCAGGUGGUGUGGCGCGCCACCACCACCAUCGGCUGCGCGCGCGUCGUCUGCCGCGACAACCGCGGGGUCUUCAUCAUCUGCAACUACGAGCCCCGCGGCAACAUCGUAGGGCAGAAGCCCUACUGAUUGCUACACUACUACUCUGGUUCAUGCAUGCACGAACACACGUAACGACUGAUACGCAUGGGUGCAUGCGACUCUGAAUUUUAUACGAAUAAGACUUGAGUAAUAAAUAAAGGGCCAGUUGGCCAUUGAAUAUUACAGCUGUGAGCUCCAUCUCUAAAAAAAAUCAAUAAAGGAGUUUGCUAUUUACAUGAAA
Messenger RNA from Setaria italica (foxtail millet), 752 nucleotides. Its product is annotated as pathogenesis-related protein PRMS. Gene Ontology annotation, cellular component: extracellular region. The coding region runs from base 59 to 559 and encodes 166 amino acids. The transcript has a single exon. The record is from RefSeq and is a predicted model, not a curated record. NCBI's taxonomy places the organism in Eukaryota, Viridiplantae, Streptophyta, Magnoliopsida, Poales, Poaceae.